Messenger RNA from Trichomonas vaginalis G3, 282 nucleotides. RefSeq lists its product as uncharacterized. The record is from RefSeq and is a predicted model, not a curated record. The transcript has a single exon. The coding region runs from base 1 to 282 and encodes 93 amino acids. Lineage: Eukaryota; Parabasalia; Trichomonadida; Trichomonadidae.
AUGGUUAAUCUUGACAGUGAGACAAGUAAUGCUAUACAACAAUUAGUUGAUUUAAAUAAGUUACUACUCACUGGAACAGAGCAGGAUGUACAAAAAGUUAUUGAUUUUACUUCAGAAAUCAUCAAAUUAGGUUUUAUAUCUAUAAAAGGAGCACUCAAAAUGUUCGAAGCAAUCGGUCUUGCUAAAAAUCCACGUUUCUUCUUUGCAUUAAUCCAACAAAUUUCUUCAAAUUCCCUCUUCGAUUACGAAAAUAAUAAAAAAAUCUUAAAGACACCACAUUAA